AAAUAAAUAUAGUAAAUAUUUAACAAUAAAUAAAAUACAAUUUGCUAAGAAAUUGUACGAAAGAUAUAUUUAUCAAAGAUAAAAUAUAUGUUGGCUAAAUAUAACUGCAACUUGUAAUGUCUGUAUGCUUUAAUAAAAAAAUUUAAUAUUAAAUGUGCAAAUAUUUUUUCCUCCAAUUAUUUAUUUAACAAAAUAUUUUUCAAAGACUUUAUUAUUUGCCGUCGAUUAAUUGAUAAGUAUUCAAAUUUAUGCAAGACAAAUGUCAUGUUAAAAGUGUAUCGUGUUUUUUAUUAUUUUUCAAGAGGUUCGAGCAUUCUUUGGUGGCGCGUGCCGAAAAUAACUCGACUCCGCGGAUGUUGUGUCGAGUCAACGCAGGGGGUAAAACGACACGCGUUCAUUGUAAGCUACGCGUGAGGACCCUUCUUCAGUUUCCUUCGAAAACUUGAUCAUCAUAGACCUCGUAGAACUAGAUCUCGUGUACUAGUCAACUAGUACUUAGUGCUGAGAAAAUUGAAAAUUUCAAAAUUAAUAACAAUAGUAAUUAAUAAAAACGGCAAAGUAAAGUGCGUGAGAGCAAGUUGAUAAAAAUAAACCAGCCGGUUAACGAACUGGUAAGUGGAUGUAAAUUAGUCAGUCUAAUUCAGACAGUCAUCUCUCAUUUCGCGUCAACAAAACACAAAGCACGAUGGUCAAGACCGGCAGACCGAUUAUACGGAUGGCCCCGACCGAGACCCAUUCAUCUGGUGGAAUUCAGUGUUGCUGGUGCAGAUGUUGCACCUGUAUACACAUCGAAUUCAUGAAAACUUUGCCGGGUGCUGUCAAAGUCGCUGAAACAAUAAUGAGUGGAUUGAUCCAGAGUUUGCUGAUAAAUUACGGACUUCGAUACAGUGCAAAUAUUGGAUCGGCAUUCGAAAGCGCUUUAACUACAUCGUCCGCGUGUUUUUUCACUUCCGCUCUACUGCUCGGCUGCUACGUAAUUUCAGAAAAGUCUUAUAAUCUCAUCCGGGCCUCGCUUUUUGAAAUGAUGUUCAACGCAUUUGCUUGUUUUUUCUACUUGAGUUCCGCUUCAUACCUCGCAUUCUCCACGAAAAUGUUCCUAGGGGUUCAAUAUUAUAUUACACCGGGAUUUGACGUUUAUCCGGCAAUGACUGCUGCCUACAUGAUGAGCGGAGUCGUCGGUGUAAUUCACGGGGCAGACGCGUAUUUUUCAUUUCGCCAUUACAGAGGAAGUAGAUAAUUACCAGUAAUUUUAUUAGGAUCCAUACAGAAAAGUGAAUUAUUAAAUAUCAAAAUAUUUGUUUAUAUAUUUAUAUUUUUUUUAUCCAAGUGUAAAUUUUUCGUAUUUUUUAUAGCAAAUUUUUAUAUUAAUACAAAAACAGAAAUAUUAA
Messenger RNA from Microplitis demolitor, 1388 nucleotides. It is a transcript of the gene sing, whose product is annotated as protein singles bar. Gene Ontology annotation, cellular component: membrane. Bases 686 to 1237 code for a protein of 183 amino acids. The transcript has 4 exons. NCBI's taxonomy places the organism in Eukaryota, Metazoa, Arthropoda, Insecta, Hymenoptera, Braconidae. The record is from RefSeq and is a predicted model, not a curated record.